This is a messenger RNA of Microdochium trichocladiopsis, 696 nucleotides long. RefSeq names its product CAP domain-containing protein. NCBI's taxonomy places the organism in Eukaryota, Fungi, Ascomycota, Sordariomycetes, Xylariales, Microdochiaceae. The coding region runs from base 1 to 696 and encodes 231 amino acids. The transcript has 2 exons. The record is from RefSeq and is a predicted model, not a curated record.
AUGCGCUUCUCCGCCACCGCAGCCCUGCUUCUCGGGACUCUGUCCCUCGCCAACCCGAUCCCCGAGCCGCUGGACAUCGGGCCGGACGACGUGCUCGACCCCAACACCAUCCCCGUCGACAUCGGCGCGACCAUCAUCACUGGCCCUCCCGCCCUUCUGAACCUGGGCACCGGUGGCGUCAGCGCCGGCGGCAAACGGGAGCCCAUCCCGGCCCCGAUCUCCGAGGAGGCCGAACACGAGCUGGUCGCCCGCGACCGGAGCAAGGACCAGCAGCGAGGCCUCAAGCUGCACAACCAGGCCCGCCGCGUCAAGGGCAUCCCCAAGCUGACCUGGGACAAGCAGCUGGCGGCCGACGCGCUCGCGUGGGCGCAGCACCUCGCGCAGACGGGCAAGUUCGAGCACAGCAGCAACGAGUCCCGCCCGGGCCAGGGCGAGAACCUGGCCUACAGCUACUCGUCGACGCCCAUCACCAGGCCCAUCGCCAGCGGCACCAAGCUCUGGCUCGCAGAGGAGUCCAACUACCACGGCGAGGCUAUCCCGGAAGGCAACUUUGCCGCCUACGGGCACUACACUCAGUGUCUCUGGAAAGCUUCCACCAAGAUCGGCAUUGCUGCCGUUCAGGACAGCAAGGGCGCUUGGUACACCGUCGCCCGCUACGGUCCUGCUGGCAACGUCAUCGGCCAGAAACCUUACUAG